AUGCCGAGUAUUCCUCGCAGCUUCGGGCUGCUCGUCCUCUCGAGAGUCGUCGUUCCUCGGCCGCCGGACUGGCAAGACAAGCCCCCGCCGCCCGCGUGCGCUCCUCGCGCGUGCUCGGCCGAGGCGCGCGGCGGCUGGGAGUGCGGCGUCGUGAUGGCCGUGGACAACACGUACUGGAACACGGUGAACGCGUUCGGGCGCUACGCGCGCGACUACAUCCCCAUGUACGAGGCGGACCUCGAUCGCAUGGGCAUCCGCCACCUGCCCGUGGGCAGCGGCUGCCCCCUGUUCAAGCGGCCCUUUGGGAGCGACGACGAGCCCGCGUUCCUCACCCGCCUCAAGUGCGUGAGUGACCCCGAGCCCGACACGAACGACGGCUAUUGCAACUGGGAGCAGGCCCACUACGACAGCACGCUGUCGGUGUCCGACGAGGCCGUCGCGCGCGGCUGCGCCGACGCGGAGAUCGACUACAUCUACACGGUGGACAUGGACUCCGUCGAGGCGAACUGGGGCUACUGCGACGGGACCUCCGACGAGAUCUGCGUGCCCUGCGCGCCGUCCGAGGCCGAGCCGGCGCCGUCCUGCGACGCCGUCGCCGAUCCCUGCGAGGAGCUCUUCGGGGCGACCUUCGCCGUCGGCGACGCGGUCUGCUGGGACAACUCGGAGUGCAAGCGCGCGCGCGGCAACGAGGACUGGUGCGGCCGCGUCGCCGACGGCAAGCGCUGCGUCUGGACGUCGGAGGCGACGGCCGCGCCGACGCCCGGGAGCGCCGUCGCGGCGCCGACGUCCGCGCCGGCGCGCGCGCCGACGCGCGCGCCGACGUCGACGCUCGCGACCGGCGCGACGACGGCGGCAUCCGAGCCGACGACGACGGCGGCCGCCGCCGACGGCGACGACGGCGACGCGCUCACGGCGUCGGCGUCGCUGUACGUGCUCGGCGCCUGCAUCCUCCUCGUCGGCGUCGCCAUCGGCGUCGGCCUCUCCCGGCGCCUCAAAUCGCGCCGCCGGCACAUCGACGCCCACUGCGUCGAGCUCGCGGACGUCGCGACGAGGGUGGACCCACCCAUGGCGGAGAUCGUCAGCGUCAACCCCUUCGGCGAGAAGGAGGAGCUCAUCAUGCAGGCGCACUGCUAG
Molecule: messenger RNA, 1134 nt
Organism: Aureococcus anophagefferens
Lineage: Eukaryota; Pelagophyceae; Pelagomonadales; Pelagomonadaceae
Exons: 1
Coding region: 1-1134 (377 amino acids)
Source: RefSeq, a predicted model, not a curated record